GGCCUCGGGGAGCCGGUGGGAAGCGUCGGGAGCAGGACAGGGAAUAACCUCCCGCACUCACUUGUUGCGGUCAGCCCCCAAGCAGCAGAUGGAAGGAAAGGGCAAAGGCCUCGAAUACUACCUCUCCCGGUUCCUUUGCCUCGCCAGCUUUGUGCUGCUGCUGAUUUUUCUGGGCAUCCUCGUGGUGAAGAUGAUUGGGUCAGGCUGGCUUGACAGGAGAGAGGAGAACUUUAAUCUCUUGCCUGUGGAUUGUGACAGAAGAACGGAUGAUUUCUGUCAAGCUAAACAGAAGGACAUAAUAAUGAACAUGCUGCACGAGUUGUAUAACUACUUGUCCAUACAAGCUGGUAAUUUUGAAUGCGGAAACCCUGAGAAUCUAAAAAGCAAAUGCAUUUGGGUUAGUGAAGCGAGGGAUCAUGUGCUGAAUGUAACCGGUAGUUCCCCACAGAAGUUUGAAGCUGCCUUGCACUGGAUACUAAACAGUAACAAGGAUUUAGGGAUAUGGUUGAAAGGCAGAGACCUUUCGGAACCAGUUACCAAAGUGGAGGAAGUGUUCUGUCUCGAAUCGGCCCAUCCUCAGAUGGGGCUCGGCUGCCGUUUCCGCCGAGCAGUGGUCACUGCCGCUAUGAACCUUUUCCUGUUCUUCUGGAGUCUGAUAACUCUUUGGGGGAUCCUGAUCUUCCUUAGGUAUCGCUGGCGGAAGAUGGAGGAAGAGGAACAAGCCAUGUAUGAAAUGGUGAAGAAGAUCAUAGCUGUUGUCCAGGACCACUAUAAGGAAUGGGAACGGAAUUUGGAACGCUACCCCUAUGUUGGCAUUUUCCACGUUCGGGACAGCCUCAUCCCUCCUCAAAGCAGAAAAAAAAUGAAGCGGGUCUGGGAGAGAGCUGUGGACUUUCUGGCUUCAAAUGAGUCACGGAUUCAGACAGAGUCACACAGAGUAGCAGGAGAAGAUAUGCUUGUGUGGAGAUGGACUCAGCCUUCUUACGUCUCGGAUUCAGAGCACUGAAGAGGAGCAGAAGUUGAGCAACUGUUGAUAUGGACCUCUGCAAGGGGACAGUCCCUUCUCUGGUGAUGGGAAAGAGCAGGUCACGGUCCUAAUCUCCUGGGGUUGGGGAUUGCACGUAUCUGUUUGCUCUUCUUUCUGAAAAACUUCACACACAAAAAUUCAGGGCAAUAAUGUUGGCUUGGAAAGAAGAUGGGCUUGAGCUGGUGGGAAGCUAGAAUUGCACCAAAGUUAGCCUUCCAGCAGAUAUCUGGCUUCCGUAAGCAAGCAAACCUAGAACAACUUUUUAAAAAGAAAAAAAAAACCCACCAUACCUAAUAUUGAGGGUGUUUAAAAUUUGACCUCAAUUCUGCAAAGGCCAACUGGUGGCAAUGUCCAUCAGGGAAUGUGUUUAAAGAAGAUUAACAUUUCCCAUGGAAACAUAAGGGUGGCAGUAGUUAAGAUGCAUUUUGUUAGAAUUUGGUUUUAUCAGUACAAAAACAGUGAUGAAAGCACUUGCUGCUUCCUGGUGAGGAAAAUGUUUGUGUCGGCUUCACCCUUUAAAAAUGGGGGAGAGGGGGGAAAAGUCAGGUGAAGGUAGUCCUAGAGGGAGGGCAGUCUGAUGUGCCUUGGUGGUUUGGGCUGGGUUGGGUGGGACGGAGGAGCGGUUGUGACCCUGUUACACCUUUUAAGUCUGCAGUCUGUGUGCUUUGGGAUUUCGGGGGGGGUGGGGUGGGGGGAAUUUGGGUGCAAAGUAAAGUAUAUAGGAAGCUUCAGAAAGCGCUUUCUUGUGGCUACAGCCAAAGGGACUGCUUCAUGGGCUAUUAAAGAGCAGCUUUGGAAAGGCUGUUAGGGCUGAAUGUACAUGUUUAUCCUGGGCAGCUGCAAUGUGUGUGCUGCGUGUCAGAGCAGGGGUGUGCCACGUGUGGAGUGUCAGUACAGGGAUUGCCAAGUCAAUGUUCCUGCAGCCUCACACUAGGUACAAGGAGCAGCGAUCAACCCUCUGUUCGUGCUGCAGGCAUCCUAUUUUGUAUCUAUAAUCAUUUGGUUACUUAAGUUUCUUUUUAUGUCCGGCAAACGAGCGUUUGUUUCAAAGAAAAUAGCACCAGUGUGUGGCAGUUUAGGCUAGGCAGAGAUACUGCUAAUCUGCUCUUCCCAGUAUUGUAAAACAGCUGUCCAGCUCACCACUGAAGACAGCAAGGACCAAAUUAAUUUCUGACGUAAGCUAGUAAAACCUGCAGAGAGAAGCCAGCGUUGAUUUGAACCCCUGUAACCAGUGGAUGUUGUUCUUAGCGUCACGGGUACGGUGUGAACGCUUGCAUUCAUCUCUGGCGCUGGAUGCACGGAGAGCUUCCUCUCCAGGCUCUGGCUUGGCUUAGGACGGCUGCCGAAGCCCUGCUCGCCGCUUUGCAAGGCUGGUGAUGCCCCGUACAAGGUGGGUUCCUUCUGCCAGUCCCUGCUCACCUCCCGGUGUGAAGUCUGCACUUCUCCGCCCCACUGCCGGCUUUGGUGGGGUUUUCCACCUGCGCGCCCCGCGGGCUGCUGCAGAAGGACUGCAGAGACUCCUUACGUACCUCCUGCUGGCGGUCAUCCACCGGAACGAGUGGAGAGAGCAGAUUUCUCCAGGAACAAAACACAGGGAGGUCUUUCCCAUUCAAUGGGAAAUAUUCUGCGUGGAGUUGACUCUUACCCCGUAUUUUCUUUUCGGUUGCAAAGGGGAAGGCGUUUGAACAGACGAGGAGACUCAACAGCUGUCUUCAAGACAAUGACCAGCUUCUUCCACUGGUAAUAAAAUAGGGGAUAAAGGGAAGGCAGCCUUGAUUCUUCUAGAAUGUUGUAACAAGAUCGUCACUGCUGCCGUAGAAAUGUUUGCAAACACCGGUGCCUACAUUCUUAAGCCUUUUUAAAGUAUUUGUGGGGUUUGGGCUAGCUUUUUUUAACCGUCCAAAUCCAGAAGUGGAGAGUCAGGCAUUGGCAGUCAUCUUUUUGUAUUACACUUGUUUUUGUAGAAUAAAUUUCACUGGCUUGGUGCUGUUUCUUACAUGUUCAAUUUAGCUCUGUAAAUCAAUAUAUAAAAUAAAUUUAU
Messenger RNA from Pygoscelis adeliae (Adelie penguin), 3068 nucleotides. RefSeq names its product LEM domain containing 2 (gene LEMD2). The record is from RefSeq and is a predicted model, not a curated record. Bases 89 to 1006 code for a protein of 305 amino acids. Gene Ontology annotation, cellular component: nuclear inner membrane. Gene Ontology annotation, biological process: negative regulation of BMP signaling pathway; nuclear envelope organization. Lineage: Eukaryota; Metazoa; Chordata; Aves; Sphenisciformes; Spheniscidae. The transcript is spliced from 9 exons. Gene Ontology annotation, molecular function: chromatin DNA binding.